AUGCUUCGCUCCUCGCGACAGCUUUUGCGUCUGGCCCCGCGCUCAGCGGCGGCUCCUUCAGCAGCUUCUCCCGCCUCCUUCUCCACGAGAGCCUCGCCCUCUGCUCUUCAAAGCUCCAGGAGGCCUUCGGUGGCUCUCCAAGCCCGGCUCUCCCCGCUGUCACUCGUUGCCCGCUACACAAACUCUCCGUAUGACAAGAUCGACAAGAAAGCCGAGGCAGAGAUAGCAAAGAAGAAGCUCGAAUCGGAUCCGGAGCACGUCUCGACCGAGUCCUCAACGCGCCAUGUCUUUGAGCCUGCGCCUGCCAAUCCCGAGCGCGACCAGGAUCUCCAAAAGGGAUUGAAAGAGGAAUUGAACAUCGUCAAAGACACUUUUAACUUGAGCGAAGUUCCCAGGGAACCGUAUGCUCUUGGUCUGGCUGGCACCCUGCCCUACCUGGCAACUUCGUUGAGCACCAUGUAUCUCAGCUGGGAUAUCAAUCUUGAGUGGCCGUCGACUUCGACCUUUGCAAACAACAUCUACAUGAACCAGGAGUCUGCGCAGUACUGGCUCAGCUUGCUUGAGCCCAUUCAACUUGGCUACGGAGCCAUCAUCAUCUCCUUCCUCGGCGCUGUUCACUGGGGAAUGGAAUACUCCGAAAAGACCCCUUCGGCGACUCGUACAAAGUUCCGCUACGGCAUGGGUGUUCUCGCUCCCAUGCUCGCCUGGCCGACUCUCCUCAUGCCGAUCGAAUAUGCCCUAACUGCCCAAUUCGGUGCAUUCACCUUCCUCUAUCUCGCAGACACUCGUGCGAAGAACAGGGGCUGGACCCCGCAGUGGUACGGAACAUACCGCUUCAUCUUGACUGCCAUAGUUGGUGUCUCUAUCUUCAUCAGCUUGGUUGGCCGCACCAAGAUUGGAAACGCUCAGCCUCACAUUGGUCAAGAACUUGCCGAGAGCAAACACUGGGCCAAGACCGACAAGUCCCGCGAUUGGGACAAGUUGGAGGAGGAGGAGCGUGAGAGGAUCAAGAAGGAGAAGGAGGAAAAGAAGAAGAAGGAAGAGAAGAAGGCUAAGAAGGGCGGCAAGAGCAAGAAGGAGGAAAAGGGCGCUGAGAAGAAGGACGACUCGGACGAAAAAAAGGACGACUCUGAAGAGGAUGAGUCAAACUCUGAGUCGGAGUCCAAGGAUGAGUCCAAGGAUGGCUCCGAGGACGAGAAGAGCGACGAAGGCAAGGAUGAGAAGAAGGAGAAGUCCAAGGGCAAAGAAGAGAAGUCUAGUGGCGAAGAGGAUGACAGCAAGGAUGAGAAGAAGGAUACUGAGAAGGAAGACAAGAAGGACGAGGCCAAGGGCGAGAAGAAGGACAAGGACGACAAGGAGGGCAAGAAGGAGAAGAAGGAGUAA
Colletotrichum aenigma is the source of this 1383-nucleotide messenger RNA. RefSeq lists its product as uncharacterized. The coding region runs from base 1 to 1383 and encodes 460 amino acids. Lineage: Eukaryota; Fungi; Ascomycota; Sordariomycetes; Glomerellales; Glomerellaceae. The record is from RefSeq and is a predicted model, not a curated record. The transcript has 3 exons.